CAGAAAGGUUAUGCCGGGUGUGCCGGUGGUACCAGGACCACGCACGGUAUACGUGUCCCUGCCACAGGGCGCGCGCUGGCACCGGCGCUACGUCGGAUACCUCUAUCUGGUUUGGACGCUGAGCACAAGUGCGUGGUACCUCGCUAUCUUGGGCCCGAGCGCCACCAACGACCACUGGUGGCCCAAGUUUGCUACGCGCACGACACAAACGUUCCUAGGAGAUGUCUUUAACGCGCAGCUGCGGCUCGGACAAGCUGGCGAGUUCCCUCUCUGCUCGGACCGCUUCAGUAUCGCCAAGUCGUACUCGACACCUGCGACGUUCAUGGAUGUCGAUCCCGCAUCGCCGCGCCGCAUUUUGCAGUCGUCGGCUCUGCCAAUGGAGACUGCGAUUGCGGUGAUGCGCACCAACACGCUUAGCGCAAACAUACGCAUGUUUGCGCAGUACUGCUGGGCCGACUUGGAUCGGCGCUACGAGCUCGCGACGUCGGCCGGCCGCGCGUCGCGGUGCCAACAGCAGUACCGCAACAACGCGGGUGUGUAUCUCGAAGCCAUGUUGCGCAAUGUUCAAGCUGCGAUGUUGACCACGGACGACUUUGCCAAGCCGCUGGAGGCGACCGUCUUCCGGGGCAUCGCCGCCUCGUCAUUGGCUGGCGAGGCGUGGGUCGAUGCUCUCAUGGCGCACACGUGGCUCUCGGUGCCUGACGAAGUUGCGCACUGGCGAGAGUUCCAUCUGAGCUACUGGCAGACUCAAGUCACCAACUACUACCAGCAAGGGCUACAGGACAGUAUUCUCAUUGUCAACGCGCUCGGCCACGAGCAGCGCGUCACGAUUGCACAAAUUCCAUUUGUGCAGCGCCCAUUGUCGCAGUGGACUUUCUCAAGCGGCUACAACGGGUUCUGGAACGACCUGUGGCAGUGCGAGUACAGCAACUGCAGCCUCGUACGAGGCAUUCUGCCUGUCCUUGACAACUGGGAGAGUAUCAACUACGGCAUCAACGACAACUCGUCGGUAUUGAUUUCACUCGUGCACGGUCACAUUGGUUUGUUUGGAAAUCUGGACGUGACGCUUGUGGAGAUACCCGCAGCCCUCGCGACCUUCUUCCUUGCUAUGGCGUCGUCGGCCGUCGGUGAUUUGAGUCUCUCGAUGCUGCAAUUUGCGUCCGUCAACGACACACCCCUCUUCUUGGAAGAAACGCUCUUUCCGGUCGAGUUCACGCCUUGGACGUUCUUUAGCUGGACCAUUCUCUACGACUGGCUCCAUGGUCGCCGAGAAGUGUACCAGCUCAAUGGCAACAUCAGGUCGUUCAUGCUACCGACACGCCAGCAUGCCUCUCUGUCGCUUCCAGCCAACGAGCUCGAGAUGCCGCAGAAGGUCUGCUCGUACAUUUGGUACAUGGCACUUUACAUUACGCUUCUCCUCGGCGCCGUCGUCGCGUGCAUUUUCGUCUGUCGGGACCCGCGGUCGCGCGCCUCGAGCUAUGACCUCUUUUCCUAUAACCGCGUCGUGGGCUCGAUCUGGAUCGGACGGCCGCUGCUGCUCCUACGUGGGUGCUCGGCCCUCGCGCUUCUGAGCACGUCGCCCGUCGUCCUGAGCGAAUCGGGUGGAAUCACGAAAUUCAUUUUCGAACCGCGGUCCUUCCCAAGCGUCAUGGUCAUUGCGAGCGAGGCGACGUGGGUUUCGUACGUCCUCGUGGACUUUCUCUUGCCCACAACGGGACGCUUUGCCAGGAUCUACGCGCCGUACAGCAGCACGUUUGCGUGGUCGAUCCUUGUGCUCUGGGAAACUGCUUUGCCUUACGAAGCGAUCGCGACCGUUCGUCAUGACUGCGGCAUUGCUCAGCUCGGCCACCAAGCGCGCUGCACCGGUGGCUCGGUGGCCAUUGGCAGUUGGACCCGCUUCCUAGGUGGCUCUCUCGUGACGGUGGCCUGUGUACUGUUGCCGGUCGCCAUUGGCUGGAUGACCAAGCGACGCGAGCGAUUGGUCACGAACCACGCACUCGUGCCGGCGGCUGCCGACGUUUUCCUCUCGCACGCGCGCACCAUCUCGUCGCGUCUUGACUCGACGACGGCGAUCAUGACGGGCAUCGUUCCUUUCCGACGCAAGCUCUUUGAUAUAAAAGUCUGGCUCGUGCUCGACCGGCCGCAGCUGGUCAACAUGCUGCCCCAGAGAAUCACCAACCCUGUGACGACGACAACGUCGGCCCAUCUCGUGAACCCAACACGGUCGUACGUCGCUCUGAUUUUACGGGCAAUCGCAGGCGUGGCGUACGUUUUGUUUUCGGUCGCGGGAAGCUACACGUUUAUCUACGUGUCCGAGACGGCGAUGGCCAAUGACUUUUGCUGGGCGCCUUUGCUCCAGAUUACAUCGGUCGCACCAGAUGUAGACAUCACAAGUCGCGCGUUCGCCGACAACUCGAACGCCUACAACGGGUCAUCAACCACGGUGCAAGCUUCCGUGCUCUACGCGUCCAUGAUUCAAGACGAAGCCAACUCACUCACAAACGUCAUUGCUGGUCUGCGCUCCAUGGACGGCUGCUUGACGCCUUGGAUUGCCUCGUCCUACUGCUACCUCGACUUCAACCAGACGUGGGAGCUCGCAACCUCGGCGUAUCGUCAGGAUCAAUGUCGAGCGACAGAAACGACCAACGGCGCAGUGUACCUCGAAGGUCUGCUUCGCAACGCCAACCAUAAGGAGCUGCAGAGCUGCUGGGGCAACUCCCUCGAAGUCGGCUUCUUUCGUGAAAUCAAGGAGACGAGCGACGGUCGUCGGUGGCUCGCGUCGCUCCAAUCAGCGCGUGGGAGCGUCGCCGACGAGGUAUUGUACUGGCAACGCCACAGCAUCUCGCGCUACAGUGGUCAGUGGCAGACGUACAAGACACUUGGCGCGAUCCAGACGUUCUCGAUCCAGAACGCAAUCGGUAUUCAGUACCCAUUGACGCUGAGAUACAGCAACAGCUCGCUGCACCCUGUGACGCAGACGUCGUUCAAGAUGCAGCUACCCCUCGCGAGCUACCUCUGGCACGUGACGAGCAACGCGUCUCUUAUCGUCGGCCGAAGUCUACUGCGCCAGAGUCCGCUCUACGCGCUUGCAAACAUCACCAUAGCCUCUCUUUUGAUGGCCAAUGAGACGCUGACUGCGCCACUCGAUCCGAAUCUGGCGCUUACUCAAAGGCAGAUUGGACCCUUCGGGACCAACCUCUUGCUACGCGUGACGUGCCCAGCCGUGCUGCGGCAAUGGUACAAGCACACCCACGCCUAUCUAAUGGCGCUGGCGUCGACCAACGAAGCCACAGCGCUCGCUUUUCAGGCCAUUGGCACGCCCAUCGCGCUAUCUGUGAUUCCCAUCGAGUGGAUGUCGGUGGGAUUCUUUACCGGUGGCAGUCUCCUCUGUCCGUCGGAAGCGCCCAGCCCCGUGACCGCAGGCGCCUUUGGCUCUAGUGGUCCUUGCGCGCUCGGUGCCAUGGAAGAGCUCGACAUCUCCAACGUCAAGGCUCUUAUGGCACUCAUCGCUAUAAACACACCUACGCUCAACGCCUCUGCCAUCUGCGUACGGCAACAGGGCUCGCCCACCGCGUGCACAGCCAUGCUCACGAAUGCCGCCGCCUUUCUCAAAUCGCACGUGGCGCCCAAUGCGACGCUCGUACGCCUUGCGUCUGCAGCGCAGCGCUUUGUGACGGAGGAGGUGCAGCUCAAGCUCGUGCAGUUUACAGAGACCGGGCGUCUCCUGCAGACACCCGUCUUUGACGACGAAGGAUUCCAAGUGUUUGCGUGGAGCCAGCUCGUCGACUGGGUCCGAGGCCUGCGCGAAGUCGUCACGUUCCUCGGUGAAAAUGGCUCGGUUACGACCCUCUCGACGCUCGUGCACGCAGUCGUCUCGCCCGUGAACCCGCUCGAGGUGCCAGUCAACGUCGCCCUCUACUGCCGCUACGUGCUUUUGUACAUAACGUCGGUCCUUAUCAUCGUGGCGGUGCUAGCGCUCGCGUACCUCUGUUCUAACCGAGGGUUUCUCGAAGGCUCCAAUCUCUUUGCGCUGAACCGCGUCUUGGGUCUUGUCUGGAUCGGACGGCCGCUGCUGCUGCUUCGAGGCGCCACCGCUCUCUGCCUCCUGGCUACAGCAAGUGUCCGCUUGACGCAAACCGCCGGUCUCUACUACUUUGUGGCCGCGCCCCAAGCGUGGUACUCGACCGUCAUGGCUGCAGGCGAGACAGGCUGGCUCGUCUUUAUCCUCAACGACGCGUUCUCGGUCGUCACGCGCCAGUACACGGCUGUGUACGCGACGCAGAGCAACCUCCUCGUGUGGGCGACCACCGCGUUUUGGACGCUUCUGUCGCCCGUGACCUACUCCCUCUCGCUUCAAAACCGCUGCACAGUCGUCGCGGUGGAUGCGCAGCUCGUCUGCCACGCUGGCGUCUUUGCGAUCGGUAGCACGCGCCGCAUGGUGUCGCUCUUUGGGCUUAUUUGCGCGCUCGUGCUCGUUUGGUUUGUGGUGCAGCGACUGCGCUGGCCGCACUUGGCGCCGCUCUCGAAGCGGUCGUACCUCUUGUACGCGACCGCCCGCUACCACUUUGCGACGGACGAGUGGACGCACAAGCAGAUCUACUACAUUGACCAGACCUCGGCCGUGCUCACGGGGCUCUUGAGCCUCCGGUUUGGCCGUGUCAUUUACGUGCUCGACAUCAAGUCGUGGCGCGUCUUUGCGAUCGAUGCAACACAUGAGCUCGCAGAGGUUGCUGCCAACCCGUCGCUCUCGCACCUCCGCCACGCAAUUCCACUCAAACAUUAG
Saprolegnia parasitica CBS 223.65 is the source of this 4783-nucleotide messenger RNA. RefSeq lists its product as hypothetical. The record is from RefSeq and is a predicted model, not a curated record. The coding region runs from base 11 to 4783 and encodes 1590 amino acids. NCBI's taxonomy places the organism in Eukaryota, Oomycota, Saprolegniomycetes, Saprolegniales, Saprolegniaceae. The transcript has 3 exons.